Molecule: messenger RNA, 1352 nt
Organism: Sodiomyces alkalinus F11
Lineage: Eukaryota; Fungi; Ascomycota; Sordariomycetes; Glomerellales; Plectosphaerellaceae
Product: concanavalin A-like lectin/glucanase
Exons: 2
Coding region: 92-1156 (354 amino acids)
Biological process (GO): carbohydrate metabolic process
Molecular function (GO): hydrolase activity, hydrolyzing O-glycosyl compounds
Source: RefSeq, a predicted model, not a curated record
CUUCCGAUUCAAUAACCCUGCCACCCCCCCCCCCCAAAUUCUUUUUGCAGAUUUUGCGACCUGGCCCCGGGCUCGACAUUUUGAUCUUACUAUGAACUUCUUCUGGGCUUUGUGCCUGACCGGUAUUCUUCGCCGCGUGUCUGCAAGCGAAGACUGUGACUGCGGAUACGCAGCGAAGGUGGGUAAUUCUCGACAUGUCUUCACAGACCUCAUCGAGACGGACUUUGGCAAAGUAGCAAGCCUAUCAAGAAAUGCCGACUGGUUCAGCCCUGAGUUCAAUAGAACCGGUGAUCGCGUGAGGGGCCCGCUCGGCGAACAAUUCAGCCGCAACAACGUCGACACGGUGGUGGAAGGGUCUGGGUCUGACCAAGCCCCAGGGCUCCGAAUGUUUGUAAGAAACUCUACAGUUGACGGCAUGGUCCCUGUUGCCGAAGUCGACUCAACCCGUCAGGAGAUACAAUGGGGUUCCUUCCGCGUGAGUAUGCAGGUGCCGGAUGUAGCUGGUACAUGUGCUGCUUUCUUUUGGUAUCACAACGACACCCAGGAGAUUGACCUAGAAUUCCUCACCAAAGAGUUCGAUCCCGGAAACAACACGUUCCCUCUCAACCUCGUGGUUCACUCCCUAGAGUCUCAAGCAGAUGACUAUGACCCUGUCGAGGCGGGCAGUUUUGUCAAAGUCCAACUCCCGUUCAAUCCGACAACAGCAUUCCACGAGUACCGAUUUGACUACCUGCCCGGCAGAAUCAUCUUUUACGCAGAUGGCGACACGAUCGCUGAAAUGGAUGGGCCUGGCGUUCCCACAGCCGGAGGUCACUUAAUUCUGCAGCACUGGAGUAGCGGAAACCCGCUCUGGUCAGGAGGGCCUCCGACUGAAGAUGCGGUCCUCAACAUUCGUUAUGUCAAGGCCUACUUCAAUUCGUCGUCCGUGGAGCGGAGGGAGGAACUCGCACGAGGCUGCACGGAUUCCGCGACCCAAAACGUAUGCGACAUUCCCAACGAUGAGGACUUCUUCUUCAACGACCAGGAUAGUGAUGACCAGGGCGGUCAGAAUGGCGGAGACGACGGCGGGCCGGAAGAUAGCACCAACCAUCUAUAUCCAUUAUCGACGUGGGGCAUAUUGGCUGCCAGUCUGGCAGCAACAUUUUGCUACGUGUGAAUGACUGUCGUCACAGCAGGGAUGUCAUUGAAAUGGCGCAAUGGAGAGAUAAUAGGCAAUGUCGGGGUGGAUUGUCGUGAUGCACGUGGGACUUGGGCGUCUUGGAUGGUGUCCGUACGUACGUAAACGACUAAGGUGGCUGAGGUGUCGCAUGGGCACAGGAGCAUGCCUGACUAAGGGCUUCAGACCUCCGGGU